AACUAGACGACUUCUUGAAAACUGAAGUUUUUGCAAAGAGCACCACAAUCUCAGCACUCUCGAUAUCACAAUGUCUUCUUCAUCUGGGCCAGGCACCAGGGGCAACCUCACCCUUGAGCAGAAGAAGAGCCUCCAAGAGGCUUGGGUCCAUAUUCUGCGAUUAUGCGGAAAUGAGAAUAUCGCCCAUGAUGCUCCAGACAACACAGACGAAUAUCUCCAACACCUCAAGAACAAAGAUUCCGAUCAUUUCUCACGGAAUCUCUGGGAGUCAAUCAUGGCCGAUCAUCCCGACACCACGCUCCUUCGAUUUCUUCGGGCGCGCGACUGGGAUGUCAACAAGGCUGUCGACAUGUUUGUCUCUGCUCUCAACUGGCGCGACGAGCGACAGAUUCAGAAGACCAUUGUCGGAGGCGGCGAAGCUGUCGGUCUGAAGAAGACCCUCACUACCGAUGAGGAGUCAUUCAUGGCGCAGUAUCGCUCAGGCAAGAGCUACGUCAGAGGAACAGACAAGGACAAUUAUCCCAUCUAUGUCAUCAGAGUCCGCCUCCACGACCCACACAAACAAUCUGCUGAGUCUAUGGAAGAAUAUGUCUUGCACAACAUCGAGACCUUGAGGGUCAUGGCAAGAGAGCCGCAAGACAAGGUCUGCUUGAUAUUUGAUCUCACAGGCUUUGGUCUUCGCAACAUGGACUUUCAUGUUGUCAAGUUCCUCGUCGAUAUUCUUGAGAAGCGCUACCCCGAAACCCUCUCGGUAGUGCUUGUGCACAAUGCGCCAUUCGUAUUUUGGGGUGUCUGGACCGUCAUCAAGCACUGGCUCGACCCUGUCGUCGCAUCAAAGGUCCACUUCACCAGCGGCACCAAGGGCCUUCUCAAGUUCAUCGCCAAGGAGAACCUGCAAAAGUCUUAUGGUGGUGAAGAUCCUUGGGAGUACAAAUACGUAGAGCCUGUUCCCUCCGAGAACGAGAGGAUGCAGUCUGAGGAGAAGAAGAUAAAGAUACAGAUUGAGCGACAGGAAUUGAUUGACUCGUUCAAUCGGUCGACCGUCGAAUGGAUUGGCACAAAUCCUGACACAGACGCUGGCAAGGAAGCGCACGAGAGACGAGAUGAGUUGAUUCAAUUGCUACAGAUGAACUACUGGAAGUUGGAUCCAUACGUUAGGUCUGGUACUUACUACCACCGAGCGGGAGUGGUCAAUAGGGUUGGAGGUGUCGAUUUCAAGGCAGCGCGAUAGUCAAUUACCUAGUUUAGAGUGUUAUUCGUAUUCAAUUCCGUAG
Messenger RNA from Fusarium verticillioides 7600, 1274 nucleotides. RefSeq lists its product as hypothetical. The record is from RefSeq and is a predicted model, not a curated record. The transcript is spliced from 3 exons. Lineage: Eukaryota; Fungi; Ascomycota; Sordariomycetes; Hypocreales; Nectriaceae. The coding region runs from base 71 to 1231 and encodes 386 amino acids.